Molecule: messenger RNA, 420 nt
Organism: Paramecium tetraurelia
Lineage: Eukaryota; Ciliophora; Oligohymenophorea; Peniculida; Parameciidae
Exons: 1
Biological process (GO): mitotic cell cycle; microtubule cytoskeleton organization
Cellular component (GO): cytoplasm; microtubule
Molecular function (GO): GTP binding; structural constituent of cytoskeleton
Source: RefSeq, a predicted model, not a curated record
AUGAUACAUUAAGUUUAAAGUAAUAAAUAGGUACAAUUUAAGAAGAACUCAUUUUUAUCAGCAAAAAAUUAAGAGGGUGGAUUAACUUAUGCUCGAGCUAUGUAUGGUCCUGGAAGAUUGAUUCGUGAACAAGUCUUUGAUGCUAUUCAAAAAUAAAUAGAAACGAUGGAUAGGUUAGAUGAAUUUGUUAUUACAAAUUCAAUAAGUGGAGGAACUGGGUCAGGAUUUUUUUCUAUGUUAUCCGACAUGUUGCCUGUUGAUUUUGAUAAAGUAAGAUAAAAUGGAUUUAUAAUUUUCCCAUCUUCUGAGAUGUCGAAUAAUAUUGUUGAAGUUUAUAAUGCUGGGUUCUCGUUUCGUGUUAUCAAUUAGAACUUUGACAGCAUCACUGUGUUUGAUAAUUAGUCUAUGUACGCGGAGUAC